GCCGCCAGCUCUUCCCGCGGGCCCGGGGAGGGUGGGCACCGGAGCGGGGGCCAUGGAGCCCGAGGCGCUGAACCAGACGGGCUGGGGCAACGCGUCGGGGCCGGCGGCGGGGGGCAGCGCGGCGCUGCUGGGCAUCGGCGUGGAGAACCUGGUCACGCUGCUGGUCUUCGGGCUCAUCUUCGCGCUGGGCGUGCUGGGCAACGCGCUGGUCAUCACGGUGCUGGCGCGGAGCCGCGCGGGGCAGCCGCGGAGCACCACCAACAUCUUCAUCCUCAACCUGAGCAUCGCGGACCUGGCCUACCUGCUCUUCUGCGUGCCCUUCCAGGCCACGGUGUACGCGCUGCCCGGCUGGGCGCUGGGCGCCUUCGCCUGCAAGUUCACGCACUACUUCUUCACCGUGUCCAUGCUGGUCAGCAUCUUCACGCUCUCGGCCAUGGCCGUGGACCGCUACGUGGCCAUCGUGCACUCGCGCCGCUCCUCGGCCCUGCGGGUGGCCCGCCACGCGCUGCUGGGCGUGGGGCUCAUCUGGGCGCUGGCGCUGGCCCUGGCCUCGCCCGUGGCCACGCACCAGCGCCUGGUGUACCGCGCCUCCGGCAACCUCACCUUCUGCUGGGAGCAGUGGCCCGACCCGCGCCACAAGAAGCUCUACGUGGUCUGCACCUUCGUCUUCGGCUACCUGCUGCCCCUGCUGCUCAUCUCCUUCUGCUACGCCAAGGUCCUUAAUCAUCUACAUAAAAAGUUGAGAAACACAUCAAAGAAAUCAGAAGCAUCCAAGAAAAAGACAGCUCAAACUGUAUUGGUGGUGGUAGUGGUUUUUGGGAUAUCCUGGCUGCCACAUCAUAUAAUCCACCUCUGGGCUGAAUUUGGAGUUUUCCCACUGACUCAAGCUUCGUUUCUCUUCAGAGUAACAGCGCACUGUCUGGCUUACAGCAAUUCUUCUGUGAAUCCUAUCAUAUACGCGUUCCUCUCUGAAAAUUUUAGGAAGGCCUACAAACAAGUCUUCAAAUGUCAGAUAGGUAAUGAAUCUCCUCUGAAUGAUGUUAAAGAAAAUAAAAGUCGGAUUGAUACACCACCAUCUACCAAUUGUACUCAUGUGUGAAUAAGUAAAGAAAAAAUUCUGUGAUGUUGGGUUUUCAUUUGUGUGGAUUAGACUACUAGAGGACAAAGCACAAUUUGCUUCCCAAAAGAGCUGCAUCUUUCAGCUUCAUCUUGGUAUCGGGGAUUUAAUUUAAUGAAAUUCUGUAUUUAGAAAACCUUGUGAAUUCAUUUUAAAGAUAACUGGGCACAUUCUUAAUCUGCUAGACAUCUUUGUCUAGCACAUGUCAAAUGAAGCUUUCUGUCCUUUGAAAGAUGUUCCAGGAAAAAUGGGUAAUGGUAUGUCUGUGCUAAUUCAUUUAUUCAUUUAGAUGGGAAGUUAACAUGUUAUUUACAGAUAUUCAAGUACAGCAUAUGUCAGUGGUACUUAUGACACAAAGAUAAAUUAACAUGGAAUGUAGUUGUACACUUCCUAAUUCAGUUAUACAAAUUCAUAUUUUAUUUUAUAAAUUUAAGGAGAUAGCUAUUUUUUCCCUUAGAAAGGGUAAUGAAUACUGCAGUAGUUUGAUUUCAGAAGUGGUUAUAUUUUAAAGCUAAUCUAAAGCUCCUGUCAUCCCUUCAAGUUCUGUUCUGACAAAGCUUUUUCUUGUUGUAAGUACAUGUGAACUCUGCUUUUAAGUGGAAAUAUUUUUCUUAUGUUGGUGUAAUUACUUAGAGAAGAAAUGCUGAUCUUACUUGCCUUUCUGAUGCACCCUUUAAAUCAAGGAAAUGAGGCACUAAGGCUUAGCUUCAUGUACCUUGCCUGACUGCACACACAAAACAACGGUAAUACGUUUGUAUUAUCUUUGUGACACCUUUAUAAGGUUUUGCUUAGGGUGUGCACAUAGUUGUUUCAAAAUAAGAGUUCACAAAUGCAAAGUAGGAAGGUUUUUUCAGGUGCCUCUGUACUUAUGUGCUGUUUAUAUCUACAAGUAUAUACCUAGAUAUUGAGAUAUUAACUAAAACAUUAGGCUAUAUAUAUUUAAAAAAAUAGUGUUCUUGGAGAAUUUCUGGUGGGGCUGAAAUCUUUGACACUGGCAUUCCAAAAAUUGGGACUUAAUAUCAGAUAGCUGUAAGUUAGAAAAAUUUAAAUAGUAGUAUUAUGCCAGUAAUAUAUACCAGCAUGACAGUAGUAUGCUAGUAACAGUAAUAAUAUUAAAAUGCCCCUGUAAACAACUAACAUGAGUAGUUUCAUUGAGUUUGAACACAGCUGAUGAUCUGGUACAAAUGGUAAAUUUCCACUGAAGUUAAUAGAACUACACCCAUUUUUUGCAGCUGGGAGUCUGAUCUCUAAGGCUAAGUAUAGACAGUCAAAAAGCCUAAGGCUGAAUUGAUUCAGUCUUUGCAGGUUAGUAUAAGCUGCAAAAAUUGAAUCAAUAAAACAAUGAACAAACAUUCACUUUUGAUUUAGGAAAUGCAGCUGCAUGCCUACAGUGGCUCAGGCUAGAAGCUGGGGGGCAUUAAAUCAUGGCUGUCUGACACAUAGCCAGCAUGAGCUGUGUGUUUGCUUCCUCUUUCUGCUGCCCCAGAGGUCUCUGGGAUUUGCAGUCCACAGUCACAGCAGCAGGACUCUCAGGGUUGCUCAUCACUUCCUUCUCCUGCUUCCAGGCGUUUCUGGGAUUUGUAGUCCACAGUUGCAGCCAGCAGUAAGUUUAGCAGGCUAGGGCAGUGCUCUACAGAGCGGAAGGGAAGUUUAACCCCCGUCCCUGGCCCCAGACCCCAGCUGGGGUAUGCCCAAGGGGACCAGUGAGCCAACCCUCACUGCUCCGGCUAGGGAGCAGAUGGGUGUGGCCAGCACUGCUCUCUGGAGCAGAUAGCACAGCCCAGCACAGGGCUGAGAAGCAUGCUGGGGCACUGGGGGACUCUGAUUUAACUUGAAACAGGAAGUUGUCUAGGACAAAAGUUACAUAAACUGGGUUGACCCAAAUCAGUUAAGUCUGAUAACUACAUUCAACCAGGUUUAUCUCAAGUCAGUUUCAGCUAUUUUAAAACUAGUUUAUGUGUACUGAACUACUAUUCUGUUACAGGUUUAAACUGGUUUCUGACCACUUGAAUCAGUUUAUGUGUAACUUCUGUUCCUAGCCUAAAAGUGAAAUGUACUCUUAGACCAUCUGGUUUAAGACCUACUGAAGUUAAUAUAAGUAUUUAUUUUUGGGUUUGUUUCUCCCCUCCCCCCCCAAAUUUCCUCCAGUGAAUUUUGUCACAUUCCUCUUUUUCCUUAGACUUUAUUAAUAAUGUGGAACUGAGGUAGAUGAGAACAUGUACUUGGUGAAAGAUAACUCUGAUAAAAUCUAGGAAACCCUGAUAUAUCAGGAAAUGUACUAAGGUUUGACUUGCGUGAAAAUAUCUGCAUUUAUACAUCGCUGUCAUACUCUUAGAGUAACUAUCAUCCCCCCCUCCCCCAAUAGUACCACAUUAUCAAGGGUGGCCGCAUGUCUUGAACCUUGUAGCUGCAAACAAACAUUUUGAGACAUUUUAGAAUUGCAGGAUGUAAAGCUUUCAAGAUGUGCAUUUCCCAGAACCAAUGAUCUGUACACUUACUUUCUUCAUGAGCUUCAUUUAAACAGCUUGGAUUGGUUCAUGCAGCUUGCAAGCCAUGGUUUGCCCACCCUUGGUGUAUAUAUAUAUAUAUAUAUAUAUAUAUAUAUAUAUAUAUAUAUAUAUAUAUGGUACUUCUACUUGCUCAUUCACUUAGUCCUGCAUGUGAAUAGCUUCCUCUUUAUUAUGUGUAUGUGAGUGCAUGAAGGGGUAUGGCAUUAUUGUCCUAUAUAAAAAAAACACAUUAAGAUAGAAUAAAAAUGGCUGAAUCCAGAAUCUGAGAGGUAAACUUUCUGAGGAAGACUCUUUUGGAAGCUGGUCUGGGAUUAUAAAUUUAAUUCCCACAGGCAAAAUAGGGCAUCAUAGACCUUACAACUUUUCAUUUCAAGUGCAAGACAUAUUUGACCUUGUUUUCUUGAAAAUAUAAUACAUGGCAAUGCACAUAAAUUAUUUCUUUAGGGAAACUAAUCAAAUUAAAAUACUACACUAAACACAGUUGUUCUCCUAGGGAGAGAAUGAGAGAAGGAAUGAACAGUAUUUGACUAAUAUAAGAACUGUGCUAUGGAAGAGGCUCAGUACUAGGUAUACGAACCUAUACAGAAUAGAAUAAAGAUAUACUACUAUAUAUCUGUAAAAAGGAAUAUGUGUGAAAGUUAUUUUAUGUAGUGGUUUUCAUGGCUUGCAUUGCAAAAUACUCUCUUCAAAUACCUGAAGUUUGAUUAUAAAAGAGGGGUGAUAGAGUAUUACUUGUGGCUUCCCUCUAUCAAAUGUAAUGCUGACUACAACUGUGGACUACAAAUCCCAGAGGCACCUGGAAGUAGGAAGUGAGCAACUCUGCAGAGUCCUGUUGCAGUAAUUCUUGACUGCAAAUGCCAGGGACCUCAGGGGCAGCAGGAAGAGGAAGUGAACACAUAGCCAGAGAGCCGCUCUAGCACAGAGGUUCCCAACCUCCAGGCCGUGGUCUGGUACUGGGCCAUGAAGGGUUGGCUGCUGGUCUGCUGACAGACUGGAAGUCCGAAAGUGACCGGAGUACUGCAGACCGGUAGCCAACAUUUUUUUUAUACUUGGUAUAUUCAGUAUACUUAGCCUGCAGUUUGCCAGUCUGCAGUCACUUCUGGUCUGUGGUUUACCGGUCCACGGUUUGCCGGUCCGUGGUCUAAAAAGUUUGGGAACUACUUCUCUAGCAGCCCCUGGCUUCUGGCCUGAGCCACUGCAGGCAUGUGGCUGUUUGACCAUCUGUACUUAGUCCUGGUGAACGUGUUCAAGCAUGAACACUUCAGGUCCUAGAAAAGGGACAAAAGUUUAAACUCUGCUCAGAUUGUAUCUGAUUAAAGAUUUAGUGCCCUUUGAAAUCAAAUGGACGUAUGUUGACUUUGAUAGACAUUGAACUGGACUCUAAAGGGGUUCAUUCUGUUAUUCAUACUGAACAUAAGUAGUUUAUGUAUGUAGACCUAAGUGAAUUCCAUGAAUUCUACUCAACAUGAAUACAAAUGGCAGAACUGGUAAAAAUUAUAACUAACUAAAGCUGCAAUUUAACAAAGAAAUUAUCCAUAUGCCUUAUCUUCAUGUGACUGAUUUCACUGGAACUUAGACAGUGUUUAAGGUCAGAAACGAAACAAAAAAGAUGUGAGGUGCUCUUUAUAUACCCAUUUAUCAAAUACUUACAAAAUGGUUGAGAGUAUAUGACUGCCAAUGGUGGUUGUUUAUGCUAUGUCUCUUAGUGAUUAUCUCCCAUAGUUUAGAAUAAAGUUCACAUUUAAAAUGUUUAAGACAAUCUUAAUAUGUUAUAUAUUUUUUAAAUACUAGAAUUUAUUGCAGUCCCUUUUAAAAGUAAAUAAAUAAAUGUCAACUGAAAAAAUUAAGGCCAAGAUCAUACUUUCCAUAUUUUUCUCUGCAGAGUGGAUGAAAGGAGAAGAAAACCCCCUUCCUGAGCCUAUAUUUUGUCAGUGAGGAGGUUGAGCCAAAGGGGCAUAUGGUAAGGUAAAAGUUAUGAAGCAUGUUAAUAUGAGAGGCUCCCUCCUGCAGAUCUCCUGAAGGGGUUCGUUUCUGUUGACCUCGGGUGAGAAGUUGACCUAAAUUGCUGCCAGUGGUUUCUAGCCAAAUAUUUUCUAGUUAUGGAAUUUCUUUUCUCUGUUUAAAAAAAAAAAGUUAUUAGAGAACUUUUCAUUAACAGGGCUUUAUGGCUGCCAAGAUGAACACUCAGAAGAGAGUUGACUAUGAAGUCAAGGUUUUUCUUGUGGCCUAAGCUCAUCUCUUCUCAUUUUUAUCUAGUAGGGUUGGAGUGUUCUGUAGACAAGAUGGUCCAGGAAAUAUGCAUGAAGUGAGGACUUUUUGGGGUAAUAUCUUGUAUUGGACCAUCUGAAUAGUUGGAAGAGAUGUUAGAAAAGCUUUUUGGGAACAAAGUCCCUUUCUCCAGGUCUAGAACUCUUAACCAAGAGUCACCAUUUCAUCUGGUAUUUACUAUUUAGCUUAGGCUGUUUUGGCUUCUUUUCCAAAGCUGAGGAAGCGCCUUUUGGAAAAGCCUGACUAAUAUCUCUCCUAAUUAUUCAGUUGGUCCAUUUGUAUGUAGUGAUUAUGAAGCUAUUUUAUUUACAUGAUCACAUACCUUCUAAACUGGGGUCAGCCGGUUUAUAAGGCGUGAUGGGCUGAAGGCAGCUGGGUCUGAAGGUGGGCUACUGCUUGCAACCUGACCAAUGCCACUGUUUCCCCUUCUGCUCCAGAGGUACAUCGCAACAGCACCCAAGCUGUCUGCUGCUGCCCCAGUCCUCUGUUGUCUGUGCCGAGGGCUGCUCUCAUUCUUGCACUCCUCUGCUUCAGCCACCCUGGCUGCUGCUCCUUACCCCUUGCAACUGAUUACCAUUGCCACUGACUGCUUCCAACACAAAAUUCAGUGGCAACAGAAGACAGGGGAUGCAGGAGAGAGAAUAAGGGCUGAGGUGGCAGCAGACGGUGCUGCAGAAAAGCAGUUCAGGUAAGACUAAUUCAGGGCAGAAUAGGAGUAGUCUGUGCCACAGUAGGCAAAAGGAACCUGGGAGUGCCUCCUCUAGGCUGGUGCUAGGGCCCCUGUUGCCCAUCCCUCCUGCACCUUCCCCCUGCUUCUGAAUUACUACCAUCAUUCUGGCUGCACAAGCUGGAUGAAAUUGCUUUGUGGGCUGAAUACAGUGCAGGCCACAGAUUGCUGAGGCCUGCUCUAAACUAACAUACCAGGCAUGUAGAAUAAUAUGCAUGUACCAGACUAGGGACACAUUCAGACAUACAGCUCUUAGCUUUAACUCCUUUUUGAAUACAGAGCAAUUUUUCUAUUGCAAAGAAUUCAGAAAGACCACAGUUAUGGAUUUAUAUUUGAAAUUCUAUACGAUUUCUAUUUGUGAAUCAUGUUUGCAAAUAGUGUGGCACCAUAUAAAACCCUUGAAAGGACCCAGGGUGCUUACAUCACUGAUAUAAGCACAUUGCAUUGGAAUUCAUCAGCAAAAGUGGAGAAAAGCAAAAUGGACAAAAGUAACACGAUAGGAGAAUUAAGUCUUACAAGUUUGUGCUUUGCUCACUGCUAUAAUGGGAACAACCUUCAGGUUGUAAUUUAUGGAACUUCUUAGUGUACAACCUUAACCUUUGGAGCUUUGGUAGAAGAGUUCAAUCAGGGCUGGAUUAAUGCUUAAGUAAACUAGGCACAAGCCUAGGGCCCUGAGCUGUGGGGGCCCCCGGUCCUUCCCUCAAUGGCAGCAGCGCAAUUGGCUCCCAUCUGAAAUGGCUCCGUCCACCUCCCUCCCCUUCCCUUCCUCUCCCCUAUGGUGGCCUCGCUGCCACAGCAGCUCUGAGCCCUGAUCCCCAGGGGCGGCAGCACCGGGGUGGGGAGCGACCUGCCCGGGGGCCAUGAGUUUGCCUUAGGCCCACGGAAGAGUUAAUCUGGCCUUGAGUUCAAUAUAGUGUUUUUCAAGGUAUACAUCAUAUGACGAGAAUAGCUUGCAUUUGUCAGUCUCUCAUUUUUUGAGAAACAAAAACAUUUGAAGGAAAUUCUAAAAUUCAUAGUCCCGCAGCUUUUGAUUUUCACUCUCAUAUUAAACAUGUGCUUGUCUUUUCAAACAUAUGUAGCUUGUUAUUAAAAAAUUACUGUAUUCUCAUUUUUGUAAAAGAACAUUACUAUCUCCAAGAGAUAAGCAGCAAGCAUUGAUGUGAAAGUGUUACAAUAAAGAAAUGUUUACUUUGAAUGUAACAUUGUGUGGACAGUGAAAAAAAAUCUAUGUACAAUACAUCGUUAUGAAUAUACUGUUUUAGACUUCAUUAUAUUUAUGGCUGCUCCACACAUUGAUCUAUUUAUAUUGUGCCUGCCAUUAUUUAUGUAUUUUCAAUAAGAAUAAAAGCAAGAUGAGAUGA
This is a messenger RNA of Alligator mississippiensis (American alligator), 7983 nucleotides long. It is a transcript of the gene GALR1, whose product is annotated as galanin receptor 1. The record is from RefSeq and is a predicted model, not a curated record. NCBI's taxonomy places the organism in Eukaryota, Metazoa, Chordata, Crocodylia, Alligatoridae. Gene Ontology annotation, cellular component: membrane. The transcript has 3 exons. Gene Ontology annotation, biological process: G protein-coupled receptor signaling pathway; positive regulation of cytosolic calcium ion concentration; negative regulation of adenylate cyclase activity. Gene Ontology annotation, molecular function: galanin receptor activity. The coding region runs from base 53 to 1099 and encodes 348 amino acids.